AUGGACCCCAUUUAGCCCUAAAAAAGGAAGAAGGAAAACCUACGUCUUCGACUCUGAUUUGCAACGAAAAAUCGAAAACUCAUUUCUCAAAGAAAUCUUUGAACCAAAUUCACUUUUGAGUUUAGGAUAUGAGGACUUUAUGAUUAAAAAUGUUUACUAUAAAAGAAUGUUAGCAAGCAUGCCUAGGCAUUUAAAGUCUUUGGCAGGUGAUGAUAGUAUUAGGGAUGUUAUGAGGAUUGUCAGAGAAGAGAUGAUAUGUGAGUUUUAUGUGGACCAUGAGGUUAAUUUUGCUGAAAUUGCUCCUCUACCAAUAGGUUGGAUUGAUAAUGAUGUAGUUUAUGAGGAUUGGGGACCACAAGAUAGGGUAGGCCAGAAUGGUAACAAUGAAGUUAAUGAGGGAGAAGAGGAAGGUGACAUAGGGAACAUAACCCAAGACAGGCCAAUUGGUGGUAAUAAGGGUAAAUUUGGAAAUUCAUUUGAAAGAGGUGAAUGCAGUAAUAGAGGUGGCUGUGAAGAAGAGUGUUCUGUUGAUGAUUGGAGCUCAACAGAUGAAGAAGCAGAUCCUGUUGAUGGUAGUGACAGAGAUGAUGAUGAAGCCAUUGCUGUGAAGGCUACUGCAAGGUCUCUAAGAAGACCAACAGAAGGAUUAGAAGUUCCUCUAGGUUUUGAGGGUUCAAAAACAAGGGUUAGGUACAAAACUGUUGCAAAGAAACCAACUCCUAGAUCUACUCCCACAAAGAAAGCAACAGAUCCAACCUCAACAUCUACAAGCAAAGGGGUUCCAAUAGAUCCUGUUGAGAAGGCCAGAAGGAGAAAGGAAAAGGCCAAGCUUGCGGAGAAGAGUGAUAAUGAUGGGAGAGAUAAUGAAUAUGUUCCAAGUGAUGAUGCUGGCAAGUUGAGGGGCUCAUCAACAGAUUCUGAAAAUGACAUUUUUUCUGCUCUUAGAGCAGCAGAUAGACCAAGAAGAGCUGCAAAUGUCUACUUUAAUCCUGCUUGGGAUAAUGAACCUAAAAGGCAAAGGUUUGUUUGCAAGUCUGGUUUGUGUAGUUGGGAGAUUUAUGCUUCAUUUGAGAAGAGGGACGACAGUUUCAAGGUAAAGAGUUACUACCCUGAACACACUUGCUUCAGAAAUCCUAACAACAAGAUGAUGACUUAUGAGAUGGUGGCUGAGUACUUUAAAAGUAGAAUUUAUGCCACUCCUUUCAUAAAAUGUAAAGACAUGAUGACAUUUUCUUAUAAUGAGCUUAGGGCAAAUGUCAACUUCAAGAAAUGUGAAAGGGCAAAAAGAAUGGUUUUAAAGGACAUGGAAGGAAAUUACAGAGAUGAGUAUGCUAUGAUUAAUGCGUUUGGGAUGAUGUAUGUGUGUUUAAAAGCAGUUAGUGAUGGUUGGAAAAAAGGAUGCAGACCAAUCUUUGGGGUUGAUGGUUGUUUUCUUAAGGGAAUAUGCAAGGGCAUACUGUUAUUUGCUGUUGGUAGAGAUGGAAAUAACCAAAUGUAUCCAAUUGCAUGGGUUGUCGUUGAGUUAGAAAACAAUGAUUCUUGGCAAUGGUUCAUGGAAAAGCUUGCAAAUGAUUUGGAGUUGGGCGAUGGACAUGGUUACACCAUGAUUUUUGAUAGACAUCUAGGCAUGAUUAAUGCAAAGGCAAAGGUAUUACCAUUGAUUUGGCAUAGAUAUUGUGCAAGGCACUUCUACUGCAAUCUUGCAAGGCGAAAUAGAGGUGAUGACAUCAAGCUUGCAUUUUGGUUGGCAUGUAGGGCAACCAAUGAGUUCGACUAUCUUGACAAAAUGGAUGCUUUGAGGGCGUUGUCUGAGGAGGCUUAUACUGAACUGAAUGAACUGCCUGGUAAUUUCUGGUGCAAUGCCUUUUUUAAUGAGCAUUCCCGAUUCUGCUCUUCUUCUUCUUCUUCCCGCUGCAGCCAAAAAAAAAGAAAGGGGGAACCCAGCCAUGCCUUUGAGAAACCGAAACCCAAAUCUGGUCGGUUCUCCCCUCCCCUGUCCGUGAGCUGCAGCUUGUGGGUGGGUGAUUUCUGGGCAUGUUUUCGUUCCGAGCCUUGUGCAUUUGUGGGACCCGUCUCACGAGUGUACGGCGUCUGUCGCGUCUCGAAAUUGGGUUUUGGGGCGUGACAGAUUUAGUGGUAUCAGAGCUUAGGUUAAAUUAAGAUUUUGUGAUAGCAGAUUUAGUGGUAUCAGAGCUUAGGUUGAAAUUAAGAGCUUGGUUUAAAUUAAGAGUUUUGGAUUAAAUUAAGUACCUCCAGAUUGAGUGGCAUCAGAGCAGAUUGAGUGAUAUCCGAGCCUAGGUUUAAUUGAAUACCUAGGAUUUGUUUUGGACUUGGCUAGCCAGUGGAUUUUAGACCUGUGGUGAGACGAGUGAUGGGGUUAUAUAAGGGACGAUUCUGAUUCCUGUUGCCUGAAUUUUCUCAUCCAUUUCGAUGAGAUGGUAAUCUGAUUGUUCUUGUUUCUUGCCUUCAUACUUUGUGUGAAGUUGUGAAAGUAAUCUUGCCCGUUAUGUCCUGAAGACCUUGUUUUGAAACUUGGUCAUUUCUGAUAGUCUGCACUUGUUUAGGCUUGUUACGUGAAUAGAAUUUUUGUGUGCUC
Messenger RNA from Rubroshorea leprosula, 2596 nucleotides. NCBI's taxonomy places the organism in Eukaryota, Viridiplantae, Streptophyta, Magnoliopsida, Malvales, Dipterocarpaceae. The record is from the annotation of a GenBank genome assembly.